Messenger RNA from Drosophila subobscura, 1372 nucleotides. RefSeq names its product ejaculatory bulb-specific protein 1 (gene Ebp). Bases 65 to 1168 code for a protein of 367 amino acids. The record is from RefSeq and is a predicted model, not a curated record. The transcript has 2 exons. Lineage: Eukaryota; Metazoa; Arthropoda; Insecta; Diptera; Drosophilidae.
UCUACUAUAAAAACUACAUCUGAGAAUUUUAAAAAUAUCAGUCUUGUGUCUCUCCGGUUCUGCUAUGGCGCGAAAAUUGAUACUCGUCCUGUGGCUGGCCUUGCUCUGUAAGAGCUCCAACGCUAUUGUUAGCGAGUUGGCCCGCCAGGGCGAAAAUGCAGUUCAGGGCCUGGCAGCCAUUCACUUGGCACCUUUGCGCUAUCUAGACGUUCUGUUCGGCACCAACCAUGGGAUAGUUCCAUCUGGCUAUCCAACAGCCAUACAAGCGGCCAAAGCUGCUGCCAUUGGCGCUCAAAUUGGAGCCUAUCGUCCGUACAGUAGGAUCUCUGCUGGCGUAGGUCAAGGAAGUGAUUUGAUUACCAUUAUCAAGAACCCACGCUCCCCAUACAGUUACGGAAUUCCAGGGUACGAUUAUCCUACAUAUCUCAAGCCAUUUUAUCGGAAGGGCGUCCGUAUUGGAGCUGGUGGAGUUCUUAUUGGCGCUAAUGGACUACCUCUUGCACCCAACGGCCUACCUAUUGGUCCAGAUGGACUACCUAUUUCACCUUUCGGUCCAAACGGUCUACCCUUUGGACCAUUGGGUCCAAACGGUUAUCCUUAUCUGCCUUUCGGUCCAGUGCCUGGAGUGGUGCACAGCAUUAGUGGUCCUAGCAUUUCUGUGGAUAGAUCUAUCGGAAUUCAAGGGAGCAGUCCCUUGGGUGGAGCUGCCGUUACUCUCGACAAAUCUGUCGGGAUCAAUCGUGGCCGGAUCCAGACCCACCCAGUCACACCCGUUAAUGGUGGUUGGUUCGGGAACGGGGGCUUCCUUGGAACAGGACUCUUUGGCAGUAAGGGACUUUUAGGAACAGGAUUCUUAAGCAAUAACGGUUGGCACCUGGGCCCCUUUGGAUUCCUUAACCCAUUUGGAAUCCCAUUCCCAAACAUAUUCGCAAACCCAUUUGGAAACAUAUUUGGAACUUUGGGCAACAUGUUUGGAAUCACUACAUCAACUGGUGCGACUGCAGCGGCGGGCGGAGGCGUUGUAGCAAAAGCUGGAAGAAGAGGACAUCCAAUCGGCUUGGGACUACCAGGUGUCCAAGGAAGUAUCACUCUCGAUGUCGGCGGCUCAAUAGCUCCACCAACGGGAUUAUUGGGGCUGCUACACCCCUGGCUGAAUGUGUUCGGUUAGAAUAUUAUUCAUGCCGCAUCCACCACCGUAACGAACGAUUGUUCGUUGGAUAUUGGAUAUUGCAAAGAAAUGGAUCCGAUGGUUUAACGCAUAGGAUUAAUCUUUUAGUAUUAAGAAAUGACACGUGUAUGGGUUAAAUUAACAUUUGUCUUGGCCAAGCUUUGUAAUUGUAAUACCCAAUAAUAAAAUUAAGAAGCAUUCCAA